Messenger RNA from Symsagittifera roscoffensis, 1604 nucleotides. Its product is annotated as somatostatin receptor type 2-like. NCBI's taxonomy places the organism in Eukaryota, Metazoa, Xenacoelomorpha, Acoela, Convolutidae. Gene Ontology annotation, molecular function: urotensin II receptor activity. Gene Ontology annotation, cellular component: plasma membrane. Bases 108 to 1499 code for a protein of 463 amino acids. Gene Ontology annotation, biological process: neuropeptide signaling pathway. The record is from RefSeq and is a predicted model, not a curated record. The transcript has a single exon.
UUUGCCGUGGAGCUUGUUUUAAAACGCAUUUGGCAUAUGUUCUUUUUGUCUUUUGAAGGCACACUUUUCACUUUGAGUUAAAGUGUGCCAGGUUUGAUCUGUGAAUAAUGGUGUAUUUGCCGGAACAUUCUUCUUUUUUACCCCUUAUAUUGCUGUCAGUUAUUACUAUAAACCCUCUCUGCUGUGGCCUGCAAUCUGCUGCACUGCGUCAAACCCGUCAGAUAAAAACGCAGCUCGACCCCUUAUCUAAAUUUGCCAUGCCCGGCUCAAAAUCCUUCCUUAGAACCCCUAAAACAUCCCCGCACGGUGCAUCAACUGACGAAGUCAUACUAGACAUGGCUUCAUCCUCUACCCAAGACUCAAAUAGGUCGGAGUUAGCCGAAGAAAUGGAUUUUGGUGACGUGAUUUUAAUGUUUUUCUUUAUAUCGGGUCUCGUCAUCAAUUUACUCGCAUUUUUCAUAGCUCUCAUUAUUUUUUGGAAUACCCCAAUCAUUAGACGUUUUAUCGUCAAUAUGAUCAGUGCAGACUUGAUGCUGUUGAUAACUGGGUUUUACCUCAAGUUCAAAAGAGUGUUCCGACUAGUAAGUGUCGUGUCAUGUAAAAUUAUUUUCACUACUGACAUUGCAUUACUGCAUGUUUCCUGUUAUACAAUCGUGCUUAUUGCUUUCUAUAGGUAUAGCAAACUAUUUCCCGUUCAAGUUGGUCCCCAUUCUCUCGGCCAAUUUUUCUCAAAACCAAAAUUUCUCAAUCUAACUCUUCUCAUUUUGUGGAUUAUACCAUUUAUUAUUGCAUCGCCAAUGGCGUAUUACUCGACCUUUGAUUCGGAAUUUGUGAAAUGUGAUUCGGAAAUGCCAUACGACUUUCAAACAUUCUACAAUUUGCUCACGUUUGUAUCCAGUUACGUCAUUCCAGGAAUCGCAGUGACAUUUCUCUACUCGCGAAUUAUAAGCAAAACCCGAUCGGCGAUUUCGAUGUCGGCUAAUAGUUCGGAUGAGACAAGUCGACAUGUGAAUAUGAUGCGCUUUCUGACCUAUGUAGUGUUAGCGUUUUGGAUCCUUCAUUUGCCAUUUUGGUGUUGCAAUCUGGGAAGCACGUUUGAAAUAUACGAGUUCCCGCGGUCCUUCCUCCAUUUCUCGAUAAUUCUGACCUAUGUCAAUGCAGCUCUGAAUCCUUUUCUCUACGCACUUCUCAGUGUCGACUGUGCUCGAUGUUCGUGUGCAUGUAUAGCCGAUUCGUUAAUCUGUGAACCAAUCAGAUGUCUCAUUUUUCUAUUCUGCUCCUGUGAUCCAACUACAGCACCCUCAAUGAGUUCGCAUAGUAACCAGAAUAAUCUAGACAAAGGGGAUCAAAACGAUGAUGGAGAUGUUGGUAAUAACAUGGGAACAAAAACUACCAACGAAGCCGCGAAGAUAACUGGCAAACAAUUCGACGGCCCACAGAGUCAAUCCUUGUCCUAUCAUGGUUUGAAAAUGAAAUACAACGAAGAUGAGAUCAUUUGAAACGAGAAAAAAAUUUUUGCUCUUUGUCGUGUUCGAUUAUGUAUAUUCUCUUAUCUACGCAUUAAACCUAAAUGUGCUUAUUUUUGAAAUAUUAUUGUUUAUGUU